AUGGUACAGCAGAAACAAGAAGCCCUGGCCAAGCAAUCGCGGAGAGAUAUCGCUACGCUGAUAGAAAAGGGGAAGCUGGAGACGGCGAGGAUAAAGGUGGAAAACAUCAUCAAUGAAGAUAUACACAACGAGCUGCUAGAGCUCCUGGAGCUUUAUUGCGAACUCUUGGUCGCAAGGUUUGGAUUAUUAGACAUGAACACGAGAGAGCCUGAUCCAGGAGUCAAAGAGGGUGUAUGUAGCAUAAUUUAUGCUUCACCAAGAACGGAGAUCAAAGAACUCCACGUUCUCCGAGAAAUGCUCAUGUCGAAAUAUGGACGGGAGUUUGCAAUUGGAGUGAUGGACAACAAGGACAACUGCGUAAGCGAACGUGUGAGUAGCGGCUUUCUAUCCGAUUCGACCGCGUUCCAUACUGCUCUGUCCUUCUCAUUUUGUACUGAUAUAGACUAUGGAGCACAGGUGACCCGUAAGCUCCAGGUCGCGACACCUUCAUCGGCUUUAGUCGAUGCUUACCUCGGUGAAAUUGCGAAAGGAUAUGGGGUCAAUUGGGCUCCACCUCUUCCACCCAACAGUGCCGUCGCCGACCCUUCCUCGCCCAAGCCAGAGUCAAUUGCUCUCGAAGCUGAUGAACCAGAGGCCAAGGCAAUUUUGUCUCCUGCCAAGUUUAAAGACUCGACGACGAAAUUGCCUGAUGUACCUACUGCCGGCGAAGCGUCAGAGCCUCCACCCUCGUAUCCAGCGGCUGCCGGGUCAAGCACGAGCAAGAAUCCUGAAGAAGACUUGUUUAAGAGGCUGGAGAAUUUGAAGAGGAGAUGA
This is a messenger RNA of Rhizoctonia solani, 813 nucleotides long. Its product is annotated as regulator of Vps4 activity in the MVB pathway protein. Bases 1 to 813 code for a protein of 270 amino acids. The transcript is spliced from 4 exons. The record is from RefSeq and is a predicted model, not a curated record. Lineage: Eukaryota; Fungi; Basidiomycota; Agaricomycetes; Cantharellales; Ceratobasidiaceae. Gene Ontology annotation, biological process: protein transport.